Messenger RNA from Platichthys flesus (European flounder), 1090 nucleotides. Its product is annotated as protein TUNAR-like. Bases 126 to 347 code for a protein of 73 amino acids. The record is from RefSeq and is a predicted model, not a curated record. The transcript is spliced from 2 exons. Lineage: Eukaryota; Metazoa; Chordata; Actinopteri; Pleuronectiformes; Pleuronectidae.
ACCUGGAAGACGAGUCAGCCCUCUCCGGACCCUGCGCUCAGCCACGGCCGAAGGAUGAGAGGGGUCUACUUUCACCUUAGGUGCCAGGGACGGCUGUGCACUCCAGAGAGGCGUCCCCCUCCAGCAUGUCCGAUGCUAUGCUUUUCCUGAUGCUUUGCAAGAUUCGUCUGAGACGAAAACUGCAGACUUUUCCGGGGAAAAUGGUAAAUACUGUCUACAGUGAUGAGGAAAGGGGAAUCCAAGACACGGAAGGCAAGGAGGAGUCCAUCUUGGCCAUGCUGGGCAUCAUUGGGACCAUCCUCAACCUGGUAGUCAUCAUCUUUGUCUACAUCUACACCACCUUGUAGGUCUCAAACUCUUGUUGCGCUUCAUUGACCGGAGCUCGUCUGAGCUGCUGCAGCUGCAGCAUGUCCACCUGUACUGGGAUGAGGAUGGGAGGAGGAAGGACGAUGCCCUUGUUCCCAUGUGAUGGACUGGAUCUAAGUCUGUGUGAUCACCAUAUGGAGUCAACCCUGCAUCACUUUCAGCAACUCAGACUUUGGGACGCUGGUCUGUUCCUCUUCCUUUUACAGAUUGGAUUAUCGAGAAUAUCUGGACACGUUUGACUUGUACAUAAAUGCAUGAAGCCACUGAGAGACGUUAAAGACCUUGACGGAGACAUGAAAGACGGCAGAAACAGAGAGAGUGGACACUUUUAGAAAAUAUUUUCAGACAUUCUCACCGACUCAAUCCAUUGCUGAUUGGGAUUAAAGGUGAAGAUGUGCAGAGAAAGUAAAAAACACAAGUAUAUUAUUUGUUGUUUAUUAUUUCUCCUCAAAGAUCCUCUCGGUAGAACACACCGUACAUUCAGUUUAAAUUUAAAUAAACAUAUUAUUAUGUAAUCGAUUUUCAUCUUGAUUUUUUGUUUGUUUGUACAUUUUUGUGAAGAACAACGUUGGAGGGUGCAGCACCUGAACAUUUGCUCACAUUCACACGACACUUAGAUGUUUCAUUUACUGAAACGAGUGGAGGCAUUGUGUCAGUGUUAAGUGAUAAAAUGUGUCUGUUAAUGGACACACUUGACUUUGUGCUUGACAUUAAAUAGAGGAAA